Molecule: messenger RNA, 6324 nt
Organism: Dunckerocampus dactyliophorus (ringed pipefish)
Lineage: Eukaryota; Metazoa; Chordata; Actinopteri; Syngnathiformes; Syngnathidae
Gene: acod1
Product: aconitate decarboxylase 1
Exons: 5
Coding region: 4638-6077 (479 amino acids)
Molecular function (GO): lyase activity
Source: RefSeq, a predicted model, not a curated record
UUCUUCUAAUUAGAUCUAAUUAGUGGGGGUGCGCUUCCUGCUAUGGUUGUAAAAAAAAAAAAAGCAUCAAGUUCACAUGUUGAUGCCAAAUGAUCACUCAGCUGAUAAGAGCUUCACAAGGGUUCAAAUCCAUCAAAAGCUGGAUUGUUUACAGAGGUCUUCAUGAGGCAUGCUGCUAAUCUGUCUGUUUAGUAUGUUUGACCCAUCUUGUUAAUACAUCAAUAGCUGUAUGUCCUUUGAUCAAAGAUACUUUUCAUUUUUAUUUUAUGACCAUCCAUUUUUCAUUUUAUGACCAAUAACACCAACUUUUAUGCCUGUCUGAACAGAGCCAAGGGUUCCUUCAGGGAUGGCUAAUAUGACUCCUGUAGUUGUUGUCUUUUACACCUCAUUUCUAAUAAUCCCUCCCUUGGUUCUAAUGCAAGUCGCUUCUUUCAUAUGAAUGAGACUCGUGGUCCAAAAUGGUUGUGCUCAUCUCCCCAGUUGACCUGACCGUCGUGCUUGCGUGCAGCUGGACCCUUGUGAUUGCAAAUGACACCAUUAGCAUGUCAUGCAGCAGUGUGAAAGAACUUCCUGCAAUUUUUCUAAGCACCUGUGCAGUUUAAUAAGCAGAUCUCGGCUCUGAUCAAGUCCAUUGCAGCUUCUCUUCGCAGCCACCUCUUUUGAGUGCCCGCUGUUUUGUAAAGAUCGGGUUGACGUGCGAUAGUGAUGUGGACACGUUAACAAGAUGGAGGCAAGGCCAGUUAUUCAUGUUAACUCAAAUACAUUUGAGCUAGAUCAUCCAUAAUUGCUUUGCUUUUUUUCCUGAUCCUAUCACGUUUGUAGACACUUGUUGCUCGGCAGAACAGCCGUAUUUUCAAACAUUGUCACAUGACAAAAAGCAUUGUGUUCCACUGACCACACAGCAGAGAGCGGACAUGUAUAGACAGAAAACUAAAGAACUGACACACACACUUAAAAAAACGACUCCAAAUACAGCAUGAUAAGCUAAUACAAGUUUAUUUCUGCACAAAAUCACCACUUUAUUGCGUUGCGCUGCCAUGACGUCACAAUGGCCCUACAUACCCCUCUGUGGCCAUUGCACCCUGUGGGCUUUUUAAGGUCCAUAAGCAAAAGGAUCUUGUAUGUAUUCACGUACGUUAUUCACAUACCCAGUAUUAGGCUCAUAUGGUUAUUUUGAGAUACAAUGACAGUGAUAAGUUAGAAAAGUUGAAAAUCAGAUGCUGCAGAACAUGGGGCUCAUUUUUCCUUUAAAUUAUGCAGUAUUUGAGAUCAAACGUGUUAUCUGAUCAAGUUGGGACAUUUAUUUCUUUUAUAUAUAGGAUCAGUGUAAUUCUAAAGAUAGUUAACUGUUUACGCUGAUACUUAUACAUAUAGAGGAUGCCCACUGUGAUACAUUGUAGUAGUCUACGACCACGUAUUUGAGUGUAUUUCUGGGGGGUGGUCUUCUAAUCACUGUAAUCAGUAAGGGCAUAAGUCAGCUAACAGAAGACCAUUCUAGAUUUCAAGGCUCUCAUUUACACCCAAAAGGGUCUCCUGGCUACUGUUCUCUACAGAAGACAUAUUCGGUGUAACUUGUCCAUAUUUUGUCCUCGUUGGGGUCAUUGCUGGUGUAGGCGCAGGUGCCCGUGGAGCUACAGGCCACCAUGUGGAAGCCCACCUCAGUGAGCUUGUCAAAGGCCUGCUCCAGGAAGUUAUACUUGAGGUAAUAGCGUGACGUGUAUCUCUCCGGUGGACGGUCCGGGUCCCGGCUCUCGUUCAGUGUGUCUCCGAACACCUCCUUGGCCAGGGAGGUCUUCCCGCAAACGGUGAUGCGCGCCACCCUCCUGAACUUGGCAUCGGUCUGGAUGUCCCGGCCGAUGGUGUACGAACCCCGGUAGCCAAUGGUGAUGUACCCCGCCUUCCUGGAGUCCAGAGACGGUGAGCGCAUGGCCGAAACGCCGCCACCGCCGCCUCCUCCCGCGCGUAAAGCCACCUCCGCGCCUGCAGCUGCGGCGCACGGUUGUCCGCCUUGUAGCGCGCCCUCCUCGGUGUCGCUUUGGCUGAUCUCCUCGCUGAUGGAGUUGUCCUUGCUCACAUGCGGGCUGAGCCGCUUGGCCAGCUCCCGAAGCUGGAAGAAGUCGGCCUCCCUCCGCAGCCGGCUCCUCUCCGGGAAAUAGUCCGGCAGCACCAGGUUCAGAUCGCGGAGAUAAUCGAGGACGUAGCGGAACAAGAAGCCGUCUCGGUCCAGAAAGAAGCGACCCUUGGUGUCCCUCGCCAGCUCCUUGGGGGUCUUGCGACUGAACAUGUGCCACAGGAGCGAGUCCGGAACGGCCACGAGAGUUUGGAGCCUGGUGACGUACACCUGACCUCCGACGUUCAACUCGAUGAUGUCCGGGAAGUGGGAGUCGUCGCGUUUGGACACCUCGGCCAGAGCCAUCGUGUCCGCUACGUGUGCUCUGUGCAAGCAACACUGACGAGUGGCUGCAGACGGUUUAUGAAGCGUGGGCUCUGGGGAUGAAAACGGGGGGAGUGCAGUUAACCAUUAAACUACUGUAACAGGCUUUAAUGACCUGCAGUAAGGAAAUGAUUAGGAAGGGGUGCAAAACAGACAAAGAUGUACGUGUGCACUAAUUGUUGCUUCUUUUCAAGAAAAUAUUAAAGUUAAAAUCAACACAAAAACAAUUUAAAUGUGGCAAUAGUGACAUCUAUCGCAGGUAUGCUAGAACUGCAGGCCACUUCAUUAGGUACAGCUGCACAGUCUAAACUUCACGUACGGUAUCAUGGAAGCAAACCCCCUGCCCUUUUGAAUAUUCGUCUGUUAAAGUAAAGAACUCACACAAUGUACUAAUGUGAGCUAGUUUAACAAACUGUACAAACACUAAACGUUUAUAAACUAUUAAAGCCGAGAUUACACUUGCACACAUUUUUCCCCACUUCGGUACCAUGCGGUAUUUUGUGUGCCAGUGAGUAAAUUGGUCGUAAAGAGGUGCGAAGUAUGUGUAUGUUCUAAAAUCCUGGCAAGCAUAAUUUUCGUGAACUAGUGGUGAACGCACCACAACCUACGCGCAAACAAUGCCGGCGGUGAAUAUGAAAGCGUGUCUCACUGUCAUUAAUGGGAUAACUUUUCCACCGCCUCUUGGAGCAAGUCACUGGGGAAUUCUCAAGUACUGUAAUUUCUUUUGCUUCUUGGGUCUUCCUUGGGAAUUUCUGUUAAGUGAUCAUAAUGCCCAAAGCCAUGUCUUCUGUCAGCAAUUUCCUCUCCCACACGGUCUAUGCUUUCUUUUUUUUCUAGCGUAUGCCUUCUUCCAGCUCUUUCUGCAUUCUCUUUCUGCAGAUGCAAGACUUUCCUUUUAUUUUCUGCAAUGAGAGCUUCUUCUCUGGAGUUUCCAAAUCUUGUAGGUCCCUUGAAAAAAGAGGAAUUAAUGAAGCUAUGGGUUACUUCGUCCACUUGGUUUCACAACAAUCAACAUAUUGGUCCAUUAAUAGAAAAACAUACGAUUUAGUUUAUUUAGAACAUGUUUAACAAAGUUACUUUGAAGUACAUCACGUUUACACUUACAUUAUUCAAAAUGCCCAAAAGGAGUGGUGUCUUCAGCAGUUACUCACAGGUCUAUACGUUAUUAUAUUUGCAAGGCAGAACAUGUGACUCAACUCUCACAGGAAGCAGCAUAGGAUGAAUAAGUAAACAUACAAACAAAAUAGAUGACGGGUAAUUGUACACUUAAGUUUUCUUGUUGUAUUUUAGACCUUACUUAGGUAUUAAUUAAAGAAUACAUUGCUUGUCUGGUUUCACAAUUGAGUUGUCUUUGGAGUUGGCGGACAGUUGGAAAUUCACAUCUGCAUGUCUGCAUGUGGGAAAUUCAGGAGGAAAUGACAGCAGCCUAAAAAAAAAAAAAAAAAGAAGAAGAAAGCCUGGCCAAGAAUGUGACACACAUUUUGGGAAAGUCUAAGUUGAGCUUGGACGGUAGAAAAAAUGUUGAUGUAACAAACAUUUCUUUCUAAGCACAAUAUGACAACAUAAAAAAGUACUCAUAGCAGGUGAGUUUAUUGUGUACAGCAGUGUUCACACACACAGCAACUCAACAGUGCUUUGCAAAAGGCAUAGAAAAAUACAGAAUAAAAACAAGACAUUAAAAUUACAUUAAAAACAACAUAGAAAUGAAACUAGACAUCAAAAUUCAAAGAUAAAAUGUGAUUUUGUCAUAAUAAAUAUGCAUUUCAAAGGCAAGAAUGGAUUUAUAGACAAAAUGAUUAAAGGGACCCUAUCCUGCUCAUUUCCGGGCCUUUUAAAAUGACAUUAGAAAACAGUGGGGCACUAUAAUAAGACUCCAUAAAUCUUAAAUUGUGUACUGUAAUACCAGUUCUCCAUCAACAGCAUAUUCUUGAACUAUUCUUGAGUGCAUGCUCAUCCCUUUUCAUCCUUUUUAUCUAGUUUUGUGGCCUAGUUUGCAAGACAUGCUAUCAUACAGUUCCAUGAGACUAACAUCAAUGUGAAAGUGAAGCCUCUUUGCAAAAGUUCCCACUUCCCAUCACAUUGACCGUGAUCAUAAGUCACACUGGAAAUUUGGACAUGCGGCCCCACCCACCCGAGGCAGGGUCACCAAUAAUAAGGAGCUCCCCUUUCAGGCUUUACCAUUUCAAGAGAGCGUUCAGAGAAAAUGAUGCUCCGUAAGGGUAUUACUGAGAGCUUCGGAGCCGCCAUCCACGGCCUGGGCGCCAGCCAGCUGACAGAUGGCGUGAUUAGACGGAGCAAGCGGAUGAUGCUGGACAACCUGGGCGUCGGCCUGUUGGGAUCUACGACUGACGUCUUCAACAAGGCUCUCAAUUACAGCCAGUUGUUCCAGUCAGAGGAGAAGAGCAGCAUCUGGGGCAAAUCGGACGUAACUUUGCCUCCGCACUUUGCCGCUUUUGUCAACGGCGUGGCGGUUCACUCCAUGGACUUUGACGACACGUGGUACCCGGCGACUCACCCCUCGGGGGCUGUGCUCCCCGCACUGAUGGCCUUGGCAGAGGUCAAGCCCAGACGGCCCUCUGGCUUGGACCUGCUGGUGGCCUUCAAUGUUGGCAUCGAAGUGCAGGCCAGGCUUAUGAGGUUCUCCAGGGAGGCCUUUGACAUCCCUAAAAGAUUCCACCCCCCCAGUGUGGUUGGCGUCAUGGGCAGCGCAGCGGCCUCGGCCAAGCUUUUGGGUUUAUCAUCGCAACAGUGUACUCACGCUCUGGCCAUUGCGGCCUGCUCGGCAGGGGCACCACUUGCCAAUGCUGCCACCCAAACCAAACCUCUGCACAUGGGCUACGCCGCCCAGAGGGGCUUGGAGGCGGCUCGCCUCGCCCAAAUGGGCCUUGAGGGCAACCCGGACAUCCUGGAUGUGCCGCACGGAUUUGGGGUUUACUACGAGAACUACAGCGCCUCAGCCAUGGUGCCCCCUGGUGUUGGUGGCUCAGGUUGGUGCCUGGAAGAGCAGGAUGUGGCCUUUAAGCGCACACCUGCUCAUUUGGGCAUGCACUGGGUUGUUGAUGCAGCGGUGGCGGCCCGUGCUAACUUGGAAAGGACCACAGGUCAACACUUUGACGUGGGCCGGAUAAAGCGCAUCCUGCUGCGAGUUCCACCAUCCAAGUACAUCAACUGUCCCUUUCCCAACACGGAGCACCAGGCCAGGCAUUCCUUCCAGUUUAAUGCCUGCUCCGCCCUCCUGGACGACGGUGUGUCAGUCCGCUCCUUCAGCGGAGCUCAGAUGGAGCGCCCGCUUCUGAAGGAGCUAUUGGGCAAAGUAGAGGUGGAGAUUCCAACGGACAACCAAGCCAGCUUCGACAAGAUGUACAGCGAGGUCGCCAUCGAGACCCAUCAGGGGGAGACCUUCUCUGCCAGGUGCGAUACUUUUUACGGGCACUGGAGGAAGCCACUGAGCCAGGAAGACCUUGCGGAGAAGUUCAUGGCCAACGCUUCCACUGUGUUGAGCUCAGAGGGAGCAGAGGGAGUGAUGGAUACCAUCAGAAACAUGGAAAUGGAGAGGCAAUGCACAUCCUUACAUUCAUACAUGCAAAUGACAAUUGAUAAACAUAACCAGCAAUGUCGCUCAAGGGUGUUCCAAACUGGAUAAGACCAGUCAUGCAAACCAAUUUGUAUAUUACUGCUUUUUGCUGCAUUUUGUACAAUUUAUUACUCCUAUCUGUACUGAAAAAAAAACAGAAAUUCAUUUUUUUGUAUAAAGAUAAAACUUAUCAUGAAAAAAUGGAAUGGUAUGUGACACAGUCAUUUUUGUUUAAAUGAAAAGCAUGUUUGCACAUUUUGUCAUGUUGUCAUUUUAAUGAAAAAAAUUUUAACAUUUCGGGGAAAAACUGUCUUUA